GACAAGAUUGUUUGCAUCAUGGUCGGCCUUCCUGCGCGCGGCAAAUCAUACAUAUCGCGCCGGCUCGCACCCUAUGUCUCUUUCUUUUACGGCGCGCCGGCCAAGGUGUUCAACGUGGGAGAUUACCGGCGGAAGAUCGCGCGAACCACUUCGAUGGCCGACUUCUUCGACAGCAGCAACCAGGCGGCGAUGAAGGCGAGGGCGCAGGCGUGCGAGGAGGCGCUCACCGACCUGAAGAGGUGGAUCGGAGAGACGCCGUCGCAACAGCAGCGGCUCGACCAAAAGCUUCAUCAGAGCGGCGACUUUGGUUCGCUGGCCAUCUUCGACGCGACCAACUCGACGCAGAGCCGUCGCGCCUGGCUCGUGGAGCAGCUGAAGGACACGGGCGCAAAGGUGAUCUUCAUCGAGUCGGUCUGCCGCGACGAGAGGCUCGUGCAGCAGACCAUCCUGCACGCCAAGGAGAGCGUUGGGAAUCACGACUACGAGGGUGUCGACCCGGCCGUCGCCAUCGCCGACUUCGAGGCGCGGAUACGGCACUACGAGCAGUGGGUCGACGCGAAGGUCUCUCUCGCCGCCGACGGCUCCCCCGUCCCGUGCCGUCUCUGGACCUCGUCGCUUCUGCGCACGCGCCGCACCGCGCGGCACAUCUCCACGCCGGUCGCCUUCCGCAACCUCGACGAGCUCUACGCGGGCCUGUGCGACGGGAUGACCUACGAGGAGAUCGCAGACAACUACCCGGACGAGGCGGAGGCGCGCGGGGCAGACAAGUUCCAGUACCGGUACCCUCGCGGCGAGUCGUACACCGACCUAAUCGCCCGCCUCGAGCCGCUUGCCCACGAGCUCGAGCGCUCCCGCGAGCCCGUUGUGAUCGUGGCCCACCAGGCAAUCCACCGCGUGCUCUUCGCCUAUUUCAUGGGGAUGCCGCGCGAGGAGUGCAUCCACGUCUCCAUCCCGCUCAACACGGUCAUCAAAAUCACUCCGACGUCGAACGGCUGCGAGGAG
Emiliania huxleyi CCMP1516 is the source of this 1002-nucleotide messenger RNA. RefSeq lists its product as hypothetical. The transcript is spliced from 4 exons. The record is from RefSeq and is a predicted model, not a curated record. Gene Ontology annotation, molecular function: ATP binding; fructose-2,6-bisphosphate 2-phosphatase activity; 6-phosphofructo-2-kinase activity. Lineage: Eukaryota; Haptophyta; Isochrysidales; Noelaerhabdaceae. Gene Ontology annotation, cellular component: cytosol. The annotation marks the transcript as partial. Gene Ontology annotation, biological process: fructose metabolic process; fructose 2,6-bisphosphate metabolic process.